Oppia nitens is the source of this 2579-nucleotide messenger RNA. RefSeq names its product PHD finger protein 14-like. Gene Ontology annotation, biological process: regulation of transcription by RNA polymerase II. The record is from RefSeq and is a predicted model, not a curated record. NCBI's taxonomy places the organism in Eukaryota, Metazoa, Arthropoda, Arachnida, Sarcoptiformes, Oppiidae. The transcript has 11 exons. Bases 180 to 2477 code for a protein of 765 amino acids.
AUAAAGACAUCAUUUGUGUUACAAUUUGUUAUCGAUUUUCAUUCAAAACAUUUGAAUCGACUCUUGUUUUUCAAACAUUUUAAACAACAAUUUAAUUGACGAGUGAUUGCAUUGAAUCAGAAAAUACAUCACAUUUGAGACCAACUGGUGAUCUCUGACAUCACACCACACCUGACAUUAUGCCAAACGAUGAUUUGGGUCUUAAUUUUCUUUACAAAACAAUGAUCGAAAGAGAUCCCAAGAAACGGAAGGUAAAGCCCGUCGAAAGUCUCUUAUUUGCCACAGAUUUGGAUGACAGCGAUGACGAUGAAGAGUACGUACCAAACAACGCACAGGACGACGACGAAGACAUAAAUGACGAUUCCAGUGAUGGGAAGAGUGAUGAUAAUGACGACGAUGACGAAGAUGACAGUGAAGAAGAUUCGGAUUCUCCACGAAAGACUAUUACUGAAUCAAUUGUUGGUCAGGGAACAGCUCUUCAGCACUCGUAUAGUACGACAUCCAUUCGUGUCUGUAGUGUUUGUUUGGGAGAUAUCUCAAGAAGUGAUGAUGAGAUUGUUGAAUGUGAUUCGUGUGGAAUAUCUGUUCACGAAGGAUGUUAUGGUAUUACAUCAGAUGACACCGAAUCUGUUCACUCCAACACAUCUUCAGCCUCAACUGAGCCGUGGUUUUGUGAUCCGUGUAAGGCUUGUGUCUCUAAUCCGUAUUGUGAUUUGUGUCCAAAUUCUGGCGGAAUCUUUAAGGCAACAGAUGUUGGCCGUUGGGUACAUAUGGUGUGCGCUCUAUACACACCUGGAGUGGCAUUUGGAGACGUGACUAAACUAAUUGGUCUAACAUUGUUUGAAUUACCAUAUUCUCGAUGGGGACAUAAAGCCUGUAUUUUAUGCGAAGACGAAAGAUUGAGCCGAACAGGUAUUACCGUUGGCUGUGACGCAGGAAUGUGUAAAUCAUAUUUUCACGUGACAUGUGCUCAACGCGAAGGUCUUCUUUCAGAAAGUCAUUCAGUUGAAGACGUGGAUCCGUUUAUUGCUUAUUGUAAACUACAUGCCGAUCGGUCGACUGUCAAAAGUAAACGACGCAAUUGGUUGGCACUUCAGUCCAAGUUUAAGGCAUCACUUAAUGUUAUCACAAAUGAAAGAAUUAAGAAUAAACUGAAUUUUCAAAGAAAAAAGUUUAAAGAAAAUUACAAUGAAUUAGAGGGAAAAGUUUGGGUUCCAACUCAGAAAAUACCACGAAGUUUGCAAACCUGUCCAUCAGCUAUGAAAAGACUGAUCAGAAAAGCAGAAUUACUUGGUUUGAGUCCUCAAACGCAUAUAUUAUCCAAUGAAGUGUUAGAUAUCCGUCGCAAAUGGCAUGUGGCGCCCGCCUUCUCACUUGAAUUCAUUAGCUAUUAUAUCGAUCGAAAUAACAGAAUGUCUUCACUUCAUAAACGAUCCGAAGAACUGGUGUCUCAGAAUACACAGCUUAAAGAGGCGGAGAAGACCACACGUGUUGCUUAUGAAAAGUGCGUACAAGAAAUGGAUCAAAUUAAAGAAGAAGCUGAUGAUCUAAGAAAUAAGUCGAAGACUUAUAUUGAUUUAUUGAACCAAUUAUCGAAUCAAAGCUUACAAUUACCAAAGAUAUUGGAAGUAAUAGAAACCAACAGAAAAGAUAAAUCAUCUUUAGAUGAUUCGAAGUCAAAACAAUGUUCUGUAAUCAAAAUAGUUGAAUGUGGUAUUUGUCAUCAAACUAAAGAUCAGCAUCAGUUGGCUUUAUGUGAUUCAUGUAAACUCUAUUAUCAUUUGUAUUGUUUGGAUCCACCACUAACUCGAAUGCCCAAAAAGACACGAUUCGGUGGCUGGCAGUGCUCGGAAUGUACAGAACAAGAACUGGAAUCACAAGAAAGUGAUAACGAAGCCAGCAAUCAAUCGACAACUGAUGCACCGCGAAGACUACGAGAACAUGUGAAAGGACCGAAUAAGUUUGAACCCGACGCAGGAUAUUCACCACUACCUAGUCUUUCAUUAUCAACACAAUCCGGUAAAAGGAAAAGGGCUUCAAAAUCGAGUAAAAAGAAAAAGAAAAAAUCUAUUAUUGAAAACACUUCUAAAAGCAAUUCGUCGGAAUCAUACACUAAAACAAUGACAAACACUCGCAAACAAAAGGAAAAUGAAGWKGAAAUGUGUUUUGAAUGCAAUCAAUCAGCCAUUACUCGGGAAAGGGUUCAAUGUGAUAAUUGUCACAAUAACUACCAUUUGAAAUGUUUGGAUCCACCGAUGAAAAAGACACCCAAACAACGGGGUUAUACGUGGUUUUGUCAUCACUGCAACCAAUCGGUGAGUCAAAGAAAUCAUAUUACGGAUAAUGAAGAUGACGAUGAAGAUGAUGAAGAAGAAGAAGAUAAUGAUGAGGAGGACGAAGAAGAAAAUGAAGAUGAGGAUGAAGAGGCAGAGGGAGAUGUCGAAGAUAAUGGUUUGGAAGAUAACGACACGGAUUAAGUAGAGAAUGAAAAAUAUAUUUUAUUAAAAAUGUUAUUUUGAUUGAAUUACGUGUUUGUAAUAGAAAUUCUUUGAAGAAAUAGUAGACAAUUAUAAGAUUUU